AUCACCCUCGGCCCUGCAUAUAAACGCACAACCCUGGCUGGCCCCUUCUUGAUUGUGACGACCCACGAGAGACGAGAGAGAUACUGCUACAGACUCGCGCGCGUGUCUUUCUUCUCUCUAUCCUAGCGAUCGACACGAAGCUUUCGAGAUGUCGAGCGUCGCCGGAGGCGUGGUUGGGACGACGGCCGUGUUUUCGGGGGCCGGCGGCGGCGCGCCUCUUCACGUUCUCGCGGUGGACGAUAGCUCCGUCGACCGCGCCGUCAUCUCCGGCAUCCUUCGCAGCUCUCGGUUCCGUGUGACGGCCGUGGAUAGCGGGAAGAGGGCCCUGGAGCUGCUAGGAUCGGAGCCCAACGUGAGCAUGAUAAUUACGGACUACUGGAUGCCGGAGAUGACGGGAUACGAGCUCCUAAAGAAGGUCAAGGAGUCAUCCACGCUGAAGCAGAUCCCCGUGGUGAUCAUGUCCUCGGAGAACGUGCCGACAAGGAUCAGCAGAUGCUUGGAGGAAGGCGCAGAGGAUUUCCUGAUGAAGCCCGUCCGGCCGUCGGACGUGUCGCGGGUGUUCAACCGGGUGCUCCCAUGAUAAGAGGCGGCGGCGGCGGCGUUGGUGGGGCUGCGGUGAAACCAUUCGUUCACGCGUGCUUCCUUUUUGGCCACCUUGUGUCAUGUUUAAACAGACAAGAUCUCGAGUGAACUGCAAACAGUAGGUGUUCUUCGUUUUUGGUUUUAGUGUCUUUCAGCCGGUCCAAAAGCAGUAGUAGUUCUCAAGCAAUUUGUUGGGUGGUGUGGCCUGUUACUUAUUACAUUCCAAAAUAGAUGACACAACUUUAUAUUAAUUUUAUAUUAAAAUUGGUAUAAAGUUGAGACAUCUAUUUUAGAACGGAGAAUUUUUUUUUCAAUUAAGAUUACUUUACUUGUUUGGUUUUGGUUA
Molecule: messenger RNA, 928 nt
Organism: Aegilops tauschii subsp. strangulata
Lineage: Eukaryota; Viridiplantae; Streptophyta; Magnoliopsida; Poales; Poaceae
Product: two-component response regulator ORR11
Biological process (GO): cytokinin-activated signaling pathway; phosphorelay signal transduction system
Source: RefSeq, a predicted model, not a curated record